CCAGCUAUUUUGAUCGUAGGAGGACAGCCUGCUGCCAUAACAAAAUCUCCUGUAUGAAUAAAGGUCGUUUUUGUACUGCAUUUUGAGUGCGAAAUAAAAAUCUAACAUCAUGAAAUCAAUGAGAGAAAUUAAUCUGGAAACAUACAGUUUGUCACUACUAACGGCUAAAGAAGACAUCCUGAACCCACGCUCUUCUACAAACUGGGCUUUGUUUGCUUACGACGGAAUGAUGAACAGGCUGAAACUGGCCGAUUCUGGAGUAGGUGGACUGAAUGAAUUGAUGACUAAACUGCACCCCAGGCGAUCACUAUAUGGGAUGUGUAGGGUUGGCACGAUUCAAUCCCACAUUGUGAUGAUAUUAUGGGUAGGAAAUGAGGUGGAUGAAUAUCGUAAAGCUGAGUGUGCCAGUCAUUUGCCGGCGAUAAGGGCUUUUUUCAGGGAAGUUCAGAUUUUUCUUCCUGCACACACUUUGGAUGAAAUAACAGAGGAGAGGAUCUGUACUCUUGCCUGUAAGGCUGUGACUGUGAUGCAGGGGCCGAGACAGAGACACAUCCUCCGACGAGAAGAAAGACAGGAGGCUGUGGGCACAAAUUACAAGCGAACAAUCGCAUCAGCAGAGAUCCUGAGAAUCCAGAGGGAUUCUUUCUGGGCACAAGCAGAGAGAGAGGAGGAAGAAAGGAAGAAGGAGGAACAGCGGAGGGCAGCAGAGGACAGGAGAAAGAGAGAGAAAGAGAGGUUGCUUCACGAGAGGAGACAAGCAGAAGAGCGAGAGAGGAAGAUGAUGGAAAGAGAACUGAGGAUAAAGGAGCAGAGGAGAAUACAGGCCCAGAUGGAAGCAGAGCAACACAGACAGGACAGAUUAAAAUGGGAGGACCAGGUAAGAGCGCGAGAAGAAGAGGAAAGAAGAGCAAGAUAUUCAAACUCUGAAUCAAAAGAAAAAGCUACUGAGGCAGCAGCUCUAGUGUCCCAGCGUACUUCUAACCCCAGAGAUUUUUUUAGACAACUGUCUUCUUCGAAUUCUCAACCCAGCUCACCGUACCCAGUCAGGAGUCCUCACAGAGGACUGCAUAGCAGUCCGACAGACAACGUUUUCAUUUUCAAUGAGCUUUCAUCUUCCACGCCUCCAUCUCCUUAUAGAUCGACAGUUGCAUCACCGUACCACCCACUGACUCCAACUUCCAAAAGCCCAACACUUGUGUUCACCAACAGUGCAACUUCUUUGUUGCACAGUCCAGCAAUGAUAUCUUCUAGCCAUUUAGAGCAGAAUCCCCCUCAAAACAGUGCAAUGAUAUCUUCUAGAAGUCAGAUCCAUCCAUCUUUACCUGAGCUCACUGAGUCUUUCUAUGAAGUCACCGUUGACCAUGCACCACCGCUCUCCAGUCUGAAGCUCCAAACCCAACCACCAGUUGUGACCAAUACAUUACAGUCUGAAAUAAACACACCCAUCAUGGCCAUAUUAGACAGUCUUGUGUUUUACCCACCACCACCAACCACAGACUUAGAUAAUGAGGGCUCAUAUGAAGCAAAAACAACAGCAGAACUUCCUUCACCUCCCUCUGGUUUUGAGUUUUUACCAAAACAUUCUGAGGUCCUUCCUGGGGCUUCAAUGCAAACCCAAUCUGAUUUCGAUCUGGAUUCUCAAAGUAUCUCAGAUGCCUCUGUCUGCACCCCAUGUGCUUUCAUGUCCUCUCCUCCUCAAUGUUCUCCAGUUUCAUUGGUCCCAACAUGUCUCCCAGUACUUCAGCCCCCAUCUAGACCACUUCCUGAUCUGCCUGUUACUCCACAAACAGUGAAGGACUUGAACCUAAAGAGAGACUUCACUGCCCUGUCCUCCAUUAUAUCUACAGUUGAGGAGGAAGAGUUGGAGGAAGAGGAUGGAGAGAUGAAUCAGAAGGAAUGCAUUCAGGAGGAACAAGAAACUGAGAUUAAAGAUGAGAAGGACACAGUGGUUGAAGAAAGGGAUGGAGUGAGAGGGUAUGAGGAAGAAGGUGGAGAAGAAAGAGUUGAAAUGAGAAAUGAAAGCGAGGAGAUUAAUGCAGGACAGGAGGAACCAGAUGGGAAGAUGAUGGAAAAUAAUGACUGUGAAAAAGAACACAAAAAGAAAAUUGUGGAAGAGAUUAAGAGUGAAAAUAUACAAGAUGAAAUAAACUUUGAGAAAGAAAAAAUACAACAUGGGGAAAAUAUGAAAGAAUGUGAAAAGGAACAAAAUGAGAAAGUGAUGGAGGAAGACAAGAACGAAAAAUCUCAAAAUGAGAAAAUUGCUGAGGAAUCUGAGAGUGAAAAAUAUCAAGAUGGGAAAAUUGUGGAGGAAUGUAAGAGGGAAAAAUUUGAAGAUGACAAAAUUGUGAACAAAUCUGAGAGUGAAAAAUAUCAAGAUGACAAAAUUUUGGAGGGAUCUCAGAGCGAAAAAUAUCAAGAUUGGAAAAUUGUGGAGGAAUGUAAGAAAGAAAAAUUUGAAGAUGACAAAAUUGUGAACAAAUCUGAGAGUGAAAAAUAUCAAGAUGACAAAAUUUUGGAGGGAUCUCAGAGCGAAAAACUUCAAGAUGGGAAAAUUGUGGAGGAAUGUAAGGGGGAAAAUUUUCAAGAUUACAAAAUGAUUGACAAAUCUGAGAGUGAAAAAUUUAAAUAUGAGAAAACUGUGGAGGAAUCUGAGAGUGAAAAAUAUCAAGAUGGGAAAAUUUUUGAGGAAUGUAAGAGGGAAAAUGUUCAAGAUGACAACAUUUUGGAAGGAUCUCAGAGCGGAAAACUUCAAGAUGGGAAAAUUGUGGAGGAAUGUAAGAAGGAAAAAUUUGAAGAUGACAAAAUUGCGGACAAAUCUGAGGGUGAAAAAUAUCAAGAUGACAAAAUUUUGGAGGAAUCUCAGAGCGAAAAAUUUCAAGAUGGGAAAAGUAUGGAGGAAUGUAACAGGGAAAAUGUUCAAGAUGACAACAUUUUGGAGGGAUCUCAGAGUGAAAAACUUCAAGAUGGGAAAACUGUGGAGGAAUCUGAAAGUGAAAAAUAUCAAGAUGGGAACAUUUUGGAGGAAUAUCAGAGCGAAAAACUUCAAGAUGGGAAAAUUGUGGAUAAAUGUAAGAGGGAAAAAUUUCAAGAUGACACAAUUUUGAAGGGAUCUCAGAGCGAAAAACUUCAAGAUGGGAAAACUGUGGAGGAAUCUGAAAGUGAAAAAUAUCAAGAUGACAACAUUUUGGAGGAAUGUAAGAAAGAAAAAUUUGAAGAUAACAAAACUGGGGACAAACCUGAGAGUGAAAACUAUAAAGAGGACAACCUUUUGGAGGAAUCUCAGAGCGAAACACUUCAAGAUGCAAAAAUUGUGGAGGAAUGUAAGAGCGAACAUCAUCAAGAUGGGAAAAUUGUGGACAAAUCUGAAAGUGAAAAAUUUCAAGAUGAGAAAAUUGUUGAGGAUUCUGAGAGUGAAAAAUAUCAAGAUGGGAAAAUUGUGGAGGAAUGUAAGAGGGAAAAAUUUGAAGAUGACAAAAUUGUGAACAAAUCUGAGAGUGAAAAAUAUCAAGAUGACAAAAUUUUGGAGGGAUCUCAGAGCGAAAAAUAUCAAGAUUGGAAAAUUGUGGAGGAAUAUAAGAAGGAAAAAUUUGAAGAUGACAAAAUUGUGGACAAAUCUGAGAGUGAAAAAUAUCAAGAUGACAAAAUUUUGGAGGAAUCUCAGGCCGAAAAACUUCAAGAUGGGAAAAUUGUGGAGGAAUGUAAGGGGGAAAUUUUUCAAGAUUACAAAAUGAUUGAAAAAUCCGAGAGUGAAAAAUUUAAAGAUGAGAAAACUGUGGAGGAAUCUGAAAAAUAUCAAGAUGGGAACAUUUUGGAGGAAUAUCAGAGGGAAAAACUUCAAGAUGGGAAAAUUGUGGAUAAAUGUAAGAGGGAAAAAUUUCAAGAUGACACAAUUUUGGAGGGAUCUCAGAGGGAAAAACUUCAAGAUGGGAAAAAUGUGGAGGAAUCUGAAAGUGAAAAAUAUCAAGAUGGGAACAUUUUGGAGGAAUAUCAGAGGGAAAAACUUCAAGAUGGGAAAAUUGUGGAUAAAUGUAAGAGGGAAAAAUUUCAAGAUGACACAAUUUUGGAGGGAUCUCAGAGCGAAAAACUUCAAGAUGGGAAAACUGUGGAUAAAUGUAAGAGGGAAAAAUUUCAAGAUGACACAAUUUUGAAGGGAUCUCAGAGCGAAAAACUUCAAGAUGGGAAAACUGUGGAGGAAUCUGAAAGUGAAAAAUAUCAAGAUGACAACAUUUUGGAGGAAUGUAAGAAAGAAAAAUUUGAAGAUAACAAAACUGGGGACAAAUCUGAGAGUGAAAACUAUAAAGAGGACAACCUUUUGGAGGAAUCUCAGAGCGAAACACUUCAAGAUGCGAAAAUUGUGGAGGAAUGUAAGAGCGAACAUCAUCAAGAUGGGAAAAUUGUGGACAAAUCUGAAAGUGAAAAAUUUCAAGAUGAGAAAAUUAUUGAAGAAUCAAAGAGUGAAAACUAUCAAGAUGAGAAAAUUGUGGAGGAAUCUAAGAGUGAAAAACUUCAAGAUGAGAAAAUUGUGGAGGAAGAUAACACUGAAAAAGAACAAGAUGAAGAAAUGAUUGAAACCUGUGCCUGUAAUGAGGACCAAAAAGAUAAGGAAUAUUAUCAGGAUGAAUAUGAACAGUCUCUGAUAAACCAGGAGAGUGGAGAUAAGUCAAAUGUGGACUUCAAUAGAGCAAUGAAUUUGACUGGGUUAAAAGUAGAGUCUGAUACAGAGAUUAUGAUGAAUUAUGAUGCAACAGAUGAACAGGGAGUAGAGAAGCUCAACAAUGUUAAAUUAAAUAAGAAUGAAGAAAGAAAUACAGCAUUCAUGACGAAAGAUGAAGCACCGGAGACUGAGUAUCACCCUACUGUAGACAAACACAAUAAUCGUGAAUCUUGCACUGAAACACAUUUCUCCCUGCAUACACCAAUCUUCCCAGAAUCAUCUACUACAGGGAUUGGUCAAUACAGUCACAGAUUUCUUCCUGAAAGUAUAUCAAAUAAUGAAAAUGAGCCACGGAUCAGUACCACAGAUCUACAAACUCCUUCCAGCUGGAGCCAUCAGAAAGACCCCCAAACUCUCACAAACGACUCUUUUACAGCUACAUCAUUACAGAACCGCUCAGGCUCUGAGCAGAACCAUAUCACUUUAUCUGAACCAACUUCAGAACAGAGCUGUAACACAGAGCACAAAACAUCACCCAUACCCCAGAGUCAAGCCAGUACUGGACAGUCUGAUAGGAAGGAGGGGCUUGAAACUGUCAAUCAUUUAAUCAAAGCAGACUUGGAUUUAAGUAGAUGUAUCAGUGAUCAAUCACAACAGGAUCUGACCAAUGAGAACACUAAUGAUGAUAAUGAUGAUGAAGAGGAGGAGGCUGCGACGGUCACAGCAAGUGAUGAGGGCCAGGACUCCAUAUGUGAUUCUGCCCCUGAAUGUCUGAACGAAGCUCAACGUGAAAUUUCGCCGAACUCCAUUGACAUCUGGAAACUUCAGAAAACAGACGAGCCAUUAACCGGUCCGAGGGGAAAUGAGGAACUUUCGCGGAAAAUUGGAGAUAUUUCAACUUUAAUGUCCAGUGAAAUCGAUGUUGCCAUGGAAACUGAUCAUCACUCAUAGUUCAGAGACUGAACAUCAUUUAUUUGCAUUUAUUACUAUUUGUGCAAAAAUAAACAGUAUACCGGUAUGUAAGUACAGACACGCACACAAAACAUCCAAAAUGUUCUGCUUUACUCUAUGCAUGUGGUAUGGUUGUACAUUGGAUAUACAAUGGGGUCAAAAAAGAAACUCAGAUUUUUUAAUUUUCUAUUUAAGACAGAAAUAAACCAAGUUUAAUAUCUGUGAACAUCUACUCUAAAAAUGGCUAGGUUAGUUUUUUAUUAAACCAUAAUGGGUAAAUAUUGGACAGAACAUGUGCUAGGUUCAAAAAAUACCUAAUGUUGGGUUGUUGUUAUGCUACCAAGGGUUAUAAUAACAACUCAGCAGUUGGGUUAAAUAAACCCAGCACUGGGUCAUUUUUUUACCCAGGGGUUUGUGUUCUGUCCAAUAUUUAUCCAACUUUUUAGAGUGUGUUGAUUCCAGUUAAAAUAUUGCAAAAUGAGACUUUGCAAAAUGCCAAGAAAUUAAAUCAUAUUUACAUUGAAUUUCAUUAGAAAAGAAUGCAAAAUAUCAGCAUUUUCACCAGUUUUGUAUUUUCUUGUAGUUAAGUUGCACUCUAAAUAAUGCUGGGUUACUUUCAACCCAGCACUGGGUUAAAAAGAGACGAGUCCAGCCCAUUGGGUUGUAUGAUUGGUUGUUUCAAUGCUGCGUUCAAUUUAACCCAACGUCUGGGUUCGUCCCUUUUUGACCCAAUGCAGGGUUUAAAUUAAAGGGACACUCCACUUUAAAAAAAUAUGCUUAUUUUUUAGCUCCCCUAGAGUCAAACAUUAGAUUUUUACCGUUUUGGAAUCCAUUUCUGCCGAUCUCCGGGUCUGGCGCUACCACUUUUAGCAUAGCUUAGCAUAAUUCAUUGAAUCUAAUUAAACCAUUAGCAUCACACCUAAAAAAGAAUCAAAGAGUUUGGAUAUUUUUCCUAUUUAAAACUUGACUCUUCUGUAGUUACAUCGUGUACUAAGACCGACAGAAAAUUAAAAGUUGUGAUUUUCUAGGCCAAUAUGGCUAGGAACUAUACUCUCAUUCUGGCGUAAUAAUCAAGGACUUUGCUGCCGUAACAUGACUGCAGGAGGCGCAAUGAAUAUUGCGAUGUGCCAUUAUGUGUGCAUAUAAUGUGAAUGUGAUUGCUCUGAAAUUGAAUUGAAGAUUUAAAGUGUAUACACAUAAUUAAAUCUUUUUCACAUCUCUUAAGCAGAUAUUCCUGUGGUGAAUUAUUAAUUAUUCAAAUAAACAACUAAAGUACCCUAAUGUUGAUGCAGAUGUUUAAUAUAACUUUGCUAUUUUUAUAAGAUACAGUACAUAAAGAAGAUGUUGGCGCCUGUGUUAUCUUUAAAAGAAAUAUCUUAAAAUCUUCUGUUUAUCUAAAAAUGGUGAUCAUGUGAGACUUUCAUGGGAUGUUUAAAAUUCACUGACGUCAUUCUAGACAACCAUCAUAGUUAUUUGAACAAUGUGUGUCGAUUCUAGUGAUAUCUACGGUACAUUUGCAGGGUAUUAUUUAAGGCAUGUGAUCAGAACUGGUAAAAAUGCUAAUGUUUUGCAUUUUUUAAUGUUAAGUAAAGUUUUUAGGCUAUUUAUAUGAUCAGUUAUAUUAUCUGAGUACAAUACGAUAUGCCCUCCUGAGCCCAUAAGUGAGUUAACGUAAAUGUCAAAUUUGCUUAUUUUAAUUAAGAAAUUGUAAAAUACAUCAUAAUGUUUAAUUUUUUUUCUACUUAAUUUUUUGUUUUAGAUCUACUUCAAACUUUUUCAAAGCCUACAUUACUAUUUGUUUUUGCAUACAGUAUAUGUGUGGUUUACUAAAGCAAGCGUGUACAAAAGCAAGUAAAGAAUCAGAUCUGUUGACAAAUGAGUGCAGAAAUUUCGGCACGGAUGUCAAAAAUGUGGAUAGGUUUGAAAAAAUGAUACUGCAAGGAAAUACUGUAAGGAAAUGAGAAGGGUUUACUGCUUAUCAUUUCAUCUAUUAUCUAUAGCUGAUCAUCAGGAUGAACAGGAUCUACUCAAAACAGUUUCCUCAAAACAAGUCUCAAGGGGAAUUUAUUGCAUUUUCUUUUAAGUCACAUCUAAAGACUCAUUUAUUCUGUAAUAACAACAACAAUUAUGCACAAUAAAAGAUGAGUUGCAUUGUAUAAUCAUUUGUUUGUUUAACCAAAACAAUAUUUGAACACUUAGGCCAAACUCAAACAAUUAUGACAAACUGUGACACAAAAAUGUGACCUUCACAUUUCUUUAACUAAUAUUUAUGUCAGAUUUUUUUAAAGAUGUUUUAAGAUGUAUGAUGUUAUUGUUUCAAAAAAAUAACCACAUGUGUAAUUUAUCACACUAUAGUACUCAAGUUUGACAACCACAUUCUCCAAAUACACUUUUAGAAAUAAAGGUCCAAAAGCUAUCCCUGAAGCAGGACCCUGUUCAAAAAGUACAUUUUUGUACUUAAAGAGAUCAUAUUCGUACCUCAAAGGUAUCCUUUUUUUGUACCAUGCACAUAUUAGGACCAUUUCAAAGGGUACUGUCCCAGUGUCAGCUUUUGUAUCUUCAUAUUUCUGAGAGUCUGCUUUGUAUAACAACAUAUUUAUUUUACUUAUGUUUUGCAUGAAUGCUUGUGUGAUUGUACUGUAAAAUGCAUCUCACUUGGGUUUAUAUUUAAAAUACAAUGGCAUUUCUUCAUGUUUUUAUGUGAAUUAUUCGAAUACUCUUCUGUCCUGAUGUGUUUCGAUAAGAUAUAAAAACAGGUUUUUCCAGACAAGAAUAUGUUUCUGUUAUUGCUCUGAACUUACAUAUACGGUUGGAUACGGUUGGGCGGGUGUGGACAAACUCACAGCAAAAAACAGACACUUAACGUGGGGUUGACAGUUUGGAGUCGCCACUUAUGUUAAAAUACUUGUCACGAAUGCAAACACGGCCAGACGUGUCAACACUGUCGCACUCCGGGUCUCACCGAUCUGUCAACAGCUGUAAAUGAAAGACUUACGAGUGACUGAUUUGAGAUUUAUUCAAGCAUGUAUCUGGCGAUGUGGAGAGCUGCCGAGUGCUAAAUGUGGUGUGAUGUUGUAUCUUCUAUUAAAGUCGUGUUUGUUUCUAUUUGUAAAGUGACAUCAUUUGUUCUCAGGUUACAGUGAGGGAGGAGAUAGCCGAGCAGGUGUUGUUCCUCAAUCCAAUGAACAGAAUAUGAACACAUGACCCAUAAAAACUGCAUAAUAAGCUGUAAUUUACUGUAUAUCUGCCAUUUGUAAGUCCUAUCUGCCUUAUUAACAUUAA
Molecule: messenger RNA, 8887 nt
Organism: Paramisgurnus dabryanus
Lineage: Eukaryota; Metazoa; Chordata; Actinopteri; Cypriniformes; Cobitidae
Biological process (GO): positive regulation of dendritic spine morphogenesis; positive regulation of axon extension; neuron projection morphogenesis
Cellular component (GO): postsynaptic membrane; lamellipodium; cortical actin cytoskeleton
Molecular function (GO): actin filament binding
Source: RefSeq, a predicted model, not a curated record